This is a messenger RNA of Monosiga brevicollis MX1, 2811 nucleotides long. RefSeq lists its product as uncharacterized. The record is from RefSeq and is a predicted model, not a curated record. The transcript has a single exon. Lineage: Eukaryota; Choanoflagellata; Craspedida; Salpingoecidae. Bases 1 to 2811 code for a protein of 936 amino acids.
AUGACCUCGUACCAAGGCUUCGCCGCCAUCUCAAGGGGUCGCCGGGACCAAGCGCCAUGCUUUUCACAUGUAUCCUUGAUGCUUCUGCUUCUGGUGCUUGGGUUCUGCCUGACCACUCGGCGGGUUGCUGCCACAUUUACCGCCGCUGCCACAGUCCCGAUUGCGCUCGAGCUGUCCGCCAGCGGCUCGCCACAGCGGACAGGAGCGGGCCUGAUUGAUGUUGGGUGUCGUCGCAACCUCGUAGACCGUGACCUCAAUGCCGUGGCCAUGCGUCGGCUGGGCGACCUUACGGGCUGCACCCUAGAUACCACCGAGGUGCAGACCCAGCUGGCAGGUCUGGCUUUGUUUGUGACAGACGGCAGCUGUGCGCUUAGCAUCAAGCGGGCCGUUGCACGGCAGCUCGGCGCAAGCUUGCUCGUUGUGUGGCGUGCCGAAGAAACCUACCCUGCUGCUCCCUCUACCUUGGCGGCGUGUGCCAAUUGUGCCCCCACCGAUCCAUUUCUUGACCCCUUUCAAACUGGCACGAGCAGCAACAUUGUCAGUGCAGAUCCCAGCCCGAGCAGCUACAGUGACCUCUGCACCCUACCCGUGCUGGGGGUUGAACCAGAACUUGGCAUGGUUGUUGCGGGCUACUUUAAGGAAAACAUCGUACCACGGCUCACGGUACCCGAUCUCGAGCCGCUCACGUGCUUGGCCCCCUUCCACCCCGCCCUCACCUCGGUCGUCUUCAUCUCCAACUCCCGCCUGCGUGUUCAGCUCAACUUGAGCACCUCACCCAUGGCUGCUCGGUGCUGGUAUCAUCGGAAGGAUCUCACCUAUGACCCGUGCAUUAGCACCAGCUCUGAACUGGCCAGCUGUCUCUCCGCGCGUGUGGAUGCCCUCCUACUCAGCGAUGUCACCGUGUCCUCGCCCACCCUCGAAUGCAACGUGCCCCUUGACAUUCUCGCCAACCGAGAUGACUACACCCUCGCCGUCCAGGUCUUGUACGGCCGGGGUGAUCUCAUCACACUUCAGUGCUUUUCGCACCAACACCAGCGUUUGAGCUUGUGGACCGCUACGCAUGGACGCUCCCUGGCCACCAUUGGGGUCAAUGUCGACAACGCAACCACCACCUCCACUUGUGCUUGCACUUCCCUUUGUCACCUGCGCAUUCGGGGCAAAAAUGGCCUCUGGUGCCAAGGUGAAAGCACGUGCACAAGUGCACAACCCGUGGCUAUCCGCGAUACUGUUGAUCUUGACACCACCGCACUGGCCAUCCCAUGUGCCCAGCAGCUGCCUGGCCUCCCCUAUCGAGCCUGCGCCACGUCGUGUUCAGGCGGACGCUGCGAGGCAGAUGGCACCUGUACCUGCGUAUCUGGGUGGCAAGACACCAACUGCGAUGAGCCUAUCUGCUCUCAAGGCUGCGCAGCUCGCUACGGCACAUGCGUAGCCCCCAACGUAUGCAAUUGCUCAUCCAAUUACACGGGUCCUGCAUGCACAAUUCCCAUGUGUUCACACAAUUGCAGCGGCAACGGCGUCUGCGCCAGUCCUGGCGUCUGUCGCUGCUUUGAGGGCUACACCGGUAGCAGUUGUGCUACUGCCAGUCCAUCUGACUCCACCUCGGGAUCCGUCACCAUGGGAACACGCAUCGCCUUUGCGCUGCUCGUCUCAGCCCUGGUGGUUUGCUUGGUCGUCGUUGGCUUGUUGUGGCGCAUCAAAAAAGCUCGGCCUCACCUUAUUGUGCAGCAACCACCCGAGGGCGUGGAACUUGGUCCGCUGGUUACGCGCGUACGCACUGUGCGUCGCUCAUUUUUGGGGCUGUCCAACACCACCCGCACCACUGAGGACUUUUAUGAAAAUCUGUCCCAGGAUGCUGCCAAUACUGCUGCGGGCCUGCUUCCUUCAUAUCAGGAUGCAACAAGCUCUAGCACAACGCCACGUGUCACGCCCGUACCACAUGCAAGUCCGCCGACAGCCCCAGUUCCGCUUGCUCUUAAUCCAAUUGCUGAGGAAGGGCAGGAAGCUGCGACCUCAUCUGCUCGUAGCACGCCUCUGGCCAGUCCCGUGCCCAACCACGUGGAUGUGCUGCCCUCAUACGAAGAAACGCUUCAGCGUCAGCAGCAAGUGGCCGCAGGCGUGGCACGGGAGCUACGCCGCUAUCAUUCAGCCCCUGCCCUUCCCCGCGCUAUGCACCGAAACACCGAGGAUCACCGUGGUGGACGUGGUCCCUCAAGCUCUCGAGUUGAACCCAACGACGCAAACGGGGUUGGCCAUCGACAGGCGUCAGCAGCCUCACCAAGGCAAAGUGUUUCGUCGCAAAAUAGCGUGAGAACUCGUCAAGCUUGGCUCAGUCAAAGUGCUGGCGGUGCUCAGGUCGCGCGCUCUGAGCGUCAAGCUGCAGCAGGUCAAGUUGUAGGGGCACUACGUCCACUGCGUCCCCCGCAGACUUUGCCGUCGCCACGCGCACGUGGUCUAAGUGAACAGCUUCUCCGAUCGUCUGCGCCGAUGCUGAUUGAGUUUGAUGAUGACCGUACAAGAGGAGCGUCUCCUGUCUCGCACUCACCGACGCCCUCAGCCUCACCGGUCCCGGAUCGACCAUUCCUGCCGUCAGCACCCGUGCCUUCGCAGGCACGGCGGCAUCGUCGACGGGUGGCACCCAUAACGUUACCGACUGAAAUGCCUCGUUUGACGCCCCCCACAAGUCCAUUUCGCAUGCCCACCAUGGGCCGGCGUGCGUCCGGGCCGGUGGCAGCCCCCAUACCCGGCUUUGUAAGGGCUUUGCGUCCCAGCGAAUCCAGUCCCUCGGAAAGGACAAACUCUUCAACAGAGUAG